UCUAUGACAUAACCAAAAAUAACAUAACCUGUAUAAUAUUAAUUCAUAGAACCAAGAAGUUAAAACCAAUAUUUCGUUUUAGCAAAAAUGUCUGCAGCAUUUAAAAAUGCGAAAAAGAAGUUGCCGCAAUCAGAGCUUCGACGUAUUAUGAAUGAUCACAAAAUUAAAAAAACCACAAAGAUUGAAUCGCCUCUUGCAAAAUAUCCUUUUCUACUCAUUGUAAUUAGAUUGCCUUCGCUAUAUUUUUUCUUAACUUUGAAUAAGUAUAACGAUUUAGGUCAGCUAACGUGCGUCCUCUGUCAGUCCAUCGUUCGAUCGGAAGGAGUGUGGAAUGUUCACAUUAAUUCUAAACAACACCGCGAUAAAGUGGAGGAAGCUAGGCGGCUGAAAGAAACCACCAACAACUUCACCACAAAUCCAAAGAGAUCUCUCGAAGUGCCUAUAGAAGUUCCCACGAAAAAGAUAAAGGGCAUUUUAAAAAAUUCAAAGACCUCAACUCACGACAACGAUGCUUCCAAUACAGAAAUCAGUAGUAAUGUUGGUAAUGCGGUUACGUUUAAAGAAGUAAGUGUGGACCCUGUGAGCAAUAAGCAAGAUGAACAGAUGGUCAUUGAUCCAAAAGAUGACCAAUCUGCCAUUCCAGAAGGAUUUUUCGAUGAUCCGAAACAGGAUGCUAAAGUGCGGCAUAUUGAUUACAAAGAUCCUGUAGAAGAAGAAUGGGAAAGAUUUCAAAAAGCAAUCAGAGAUGCUAAUAACGAAAGUGCUAACAUAAUCGCUGAAGACCACGAAGAAGCAACCAACGAGCGUCAGAUAGAUGAAAUUGAUGAACAGAUGAAAAACUGGUCCAAAGUUUUAACAUUAGAAAAGAGAAAAUUGGAACUUACAACGACAACAAAUACUUUUGAAAAUAUGGAUGCAGAUUUAUCGGAAGAUAGUGCAGAUGAUGUUGAAUUUGAGGAAUAUGUAGAUUGGCGAACAAAAAAGUUUUUAAGGUAAUGCAAGAGAAAAGGACUUUGUAUAUUAACCUUAAUCUUAGGUUUCUUUGUAAGUGAUACAUAAAUAAUAAGACAUGA
Molecule: messenger RNA, 1073 nt
Organism: Photinus pyralis (common eastern firefly)
Lineage: Eukaryota; Metazoa; Arthropoda; Insecta; Coleoptera; Lampyridae
Product: zinc finger protein 830
Exons: 3
Coding region: 88-996 (302 amino acids)
Biological process (GO): mitotic DNA damage checkpoint signaling; mitotic DNA replication checkpoint signaling; nuclear DNA replication
Cellular component (GO): nucleus; spliceosomal complex
Molecular function (GO): nucleic acid binding; zinc ion binding
Source: RefSeq, a predicted model, not a curated record